AUGGAGGUGGACAUGGACGUGGACGUGGACGUGGAGGUGGAGGUGGACGUGGACGUGGACAUGGAGGUGGACAUGGACGUGGACGUGGACGUGGACGUGGACAUGGACGUGGACAUGGACGUGGACGUGGACGUGGACGUGGAGUGGACGUGGAGUGGACGUGGACGUGGACAUGGACGUGGACGUGGACGUGGACGUGGACGUGGACGUGGACGUCGACGUGGACGUGGACGUGGACGUGGACGUGGACGUGGACGUGGACGUGGACGUGGACGUGGACGUGGACGUGGAGGUGGACGUGGAGUGGACGUGGACGUGGACGUGGACGUGGAGAACUUGGACGUGGACAUGGACGUGGACGUAGACGUAGACGUGGACGUGGACGUGGACAUGGACGUGGACGUGGACGUGGACGUGGAGGACAUGGACGUGGACGUGGACGUGGACGUGGACGUGGAGAACUUAGACGUGGACAUGGACGUGGACGUGGAGGACUUGGACGUGCACAUGGACGUGGACGUGGACGUGGACGUGGACGUGGACAUGGAGGUGGACGUGGACGUGGACGUGGACGUGGACAUGGACGUGGACGUGGACGUGGACAUGGACGUAGACGUGGACGUGGAGUGGACGUGGAGUGGACGUGGACGUGGACAUGGACGUGGACGUGGACGUAGACGUGGACGUGGACGUGGACGUGGACGUGGACGUGGACGUGGAGGUGGACGUGGACGUGGAGGUGGACGUGGAGUGGACGUGGACGUGGACGUGGACGUGGAGAACUUGGACGUGGACAUGGACGUGAACGUGGACGUGGACGUGGACGUGGACUUGGACGUGGACGUGGAGAACUUGGACGUGGACAUGGACGUGAACGUGGACCUGGACGUGGACAUGGACGUGGACGUGGACGUGGACGUGGACGUGGACGUGGACGUGGACGUGGAGGUGGACGUGGACGUGGAGGUGGACGUGGAGUGGACGUGGACGUGGACGUGGACGUGGACGUGGACGUGGACGUGGACGUGGACAUGGACGUGGACGUGGACGUGGACGUGGACAUGGACGUGGACAUGGACUGGAGGUGGACGUGGAGUGGACGUGGACGUGGACGUAGACGUGGACGUGGACGUGGACGUGGACAUGGACGUGGACGUGGACGUGGACGUGGACAUGGACGUGGACGUAGACGUAGACGUUGACGUGGACGUGGACAUGGACGUGGACGUGGACGUGGACGUGGAGGACGUGGACGUGGACGUGGACGUGGACGUGGACGUGGAGAACUUGGACGUGGACAUAGACGUGAACGUGGACGUGGACGUGGACGUGGACUUGGACGUGGACAUGGACGUGGACGUGGAGUGGACGUGGACGUGGACGUAG
Molecule: messenger RNA, 1386 nt
Organism: Closterium sp. NIES-65
Lineage: Eukaryota; Viridiplantae; Streptophyta; Zygnematophyceae; Desmidiales; Closteriaceae
Source: the annotation of a GenBank genome assembly